Molecule: messenger RNA, 754 nt
Organism: Helianthus annuus (common sunflower)
Lineage: Eukaryota; Viridiplantae; Streptophyta; Magnoliopsida; Asterales; Asteraceae
Product: protein YLS3-like
Exons: 3
Coding region: 34-528 (164 amino acids)
Source: RefSeq, a predicted model, not a curated record
CUAGAGUUCAGACUUUCACCACUCAGCAACACCAUGUCUUCUUCCAUUGCCACCACCUCAAUGGAAGCCCUGCUUCUUCUGUUGAUCAUCACAAACCUUCCCUCCCUGACCAUGACCCAACCCAACUUGCCAGUGACACCCACCUUUGUUCAAUGUGGGCCACGUAUCCUUCCGCUAGCCGUGUGUGCACCAUUCGUCCAAGGUAGAUCCACUGACCCGUCUCAGUCAUGUUGUGAUAACUUGAGGCAUGUGAACGACCAGCAGCCCCGGUGUUUGUGCCUCUUGCUCAAUAACUCAGCUUUGAGCUCUGCUUUCCCCAUCAACACGACACUUGCUAUGCAACUUCCGCUUAUAUGUAGUGUCCAAUUUGACAUUGUCUCGUGUACAGGGGCACCUUUGCCAUCCAUAUCGCCUACGCCACAAGUUUCUUUAGGAUCAACUACCAAUUCUACUAUUGUUUCUUUUGAAUGGUUAUGGCAGCUUCCCCUAUGGCGAGUGCAAUUCCAAAAUCCGGGUUUAUGGGAUUAGGAUUUUACCAUAACUACGCCAUGAAGUUUAAGGGAUCGCCGCGAUUGAAGAUGUUGGGCAUAGUGAUUUGCAUGUCGACUAGCAUGUUGUAUUGAACACUUUGUAGCUUUAAUAUGUUAGUUAUAUCGAUCGUUUAUAAGUACUUCUAUUAUUAAGUUGUUCGUCAUAUGAAAACUGAUAACCUUUGGACUUUAAUAACAUUUAUCGAUUCCACUAAUCCCUUUCA